GAAGUGACAUCACCACAUUGCGUUUGUAUUCCACUGUGAGGAUGGAAGGCCUAUGACAACUAGAGACCUGGAGCAGCAAAAGGGUCGAGUGAUGAAAUCCAUUUCCAUCUUCUUAACAGAAAGAAAAAAUGAACAUGAAAUCUAGAAGAGCAUAAUCUACAGUCUUUAAGCUUCCAUUCGGGGCUAAUAUUGUGGCAUUUUAUUCACUGGUACUUUAGAAAAGUGAUGGUGAAAGCUGAAGUCCAACGAAAGGAUCCGGAUUCUUCUCAGGGAUUCGGGAGGGCUGGAGUGGCGUAAAGUUGAAAUUUAAGAAAGGGACUGUAGGUGUUUUUUGUUAAUUAAACAACAGGUUUUAGUUCGGUGACGAGUUUUUGUUACUUGGUUUGUGACUUGUUAAAUAAAAUCCUGUCCUGCUAGUUAGUAGGUAAUUGUCAUCACAGCCAUGGAUCUUCGAGUGGGAAACAGAUACAGACUGGGCAGGAAAAUUGGAAGUGGAUCUUUCGGUGACAUUUAUUUGGCUCCACUGACCCUGCCUUCAAUUUUCGCACAUUAGUGCACAGAGGGAUUUAAGAAGUGAAACAGCUUUGCAGAAAACUGGGGCCUGAGAAGCAGCAGAUAGCAGUUUAAAAGGCACUGACAUUUCAGUUAGGGAGGAAGUGGCCAUCAAGCUGGAAUGUGUGAAGACGAAGCAUCCUCAGCUUCACAUCGAGAGCAAGAUCUACAAGAUGAUGCAGGGAGGAGUUGGUAUCCCUACCAUAAAGUGGUGUGGUGCAGAGGGGGACUAUAAUGUGAUGGUCAUGGAGCUGCUGGGGCCCAGUCUGGAAGAUCUUUUCAACUUCUGCUCCAGGAAAUUCAGCCUGAAGACUGUUCUACUCCUUGCUGAUCAGAUGAUCAGCCGCAUAGAAUACAUCCACUCGAAGAACUUUAUCCACAGAGACGUAAAGCCUGAUAACUUCCUAAUGGGACUAGGGAAGAAAGGGAACCUGGUCUACAUAAUUGACUUCGGUCUAGCCAAGAAGUACAGAGACGCUCGCACCCACCAGCACAUUCCAUACAGAGAGAACAAGAACCUGACUGGCACCGCCCGCUACGCUUCGAUCAACACUCAUCUGGGCAUUGAGCAGUCCCGGCGUGACGACCUGGAGUCUUUGGGAUAUGUGUUGAUGUAUUUUAACCUGGGUUCACUGCCAUGGCAGGGCCUGAAGGCUGCCACCAAGAGACAGAAAUACGAGCGCAUCAGUGAGAAGAAAAUGUCCACGCCUAUUGAAGUGCUCUGCAAGGGCUACCCCUCUGAAUUUGCCACAUACCUCAACUUUUGCCGUUCACUACGUUUUGAUGAUAAGCCUGACUACUCCUACCUCAGGCAGCUUUUCAGGAACCUGUUCCACAGGCAGGGCUUCUCAUACGACUAUGUCUUUGAUUGGAACAUGCUCAAAUUUGGUGCUAACCGUGCAGCAGAGGAGGCGGAGAGAGAGAGGAGAGACCGUGAGGAGAGGCUGAGGCACAGCAGGAAUCCUGCCGCUAGUGGCAUCCCAUCAGCCUCUGGGAGACCCCGUGGCACACAAGACGGCGCCCCACCUACACCCCUCACUCCCACCUCACACACAGCAAACACAUCCUCGCCACGUCCUGUAUCCGGUAUAGAUCGGGAACGGAAGGUGAGCAUGAGGCUUCAUCGUGGUGCUCCUGUUAACGUCUCUUCAUCAGACUUGACAGGACGGCAAGAUGCCUCACGCAUGUCCACCUCACAGAAUAGCAUUCCCUUCGAUCAUCACGGCAAAUAGCUGCUCAUCACGUCCUAGUGUGAAGGCGGCAACACCUGAUUCCGAAUAAAUUUCCCAGAAUUUAUUCCCUAGACCAUGGAGUCCAGAGGAUGACCCAUGUGGCAGACUCAUGGCUCUUCUCGUACAGCGACGAAGCGGGGCAGACCGUGUCUCUAUAACCGACGAAACCAAAAUGGUUCAGAAUCAACUUGACCUUUUUAAGGGUCUCUAUCUUGCUCUUACUUUAUCUUCUACCGUCUCUUACUCUCCUUUUUUCACUCUGGUGUAUAUGCACACAGACAGAGGAUUUUAUGAUCGUACCUUGUCUAAGGAGACAUUGGGACUGAACUAACAAUGAGUGAAUCAACCAGCUCAACUCCAGUAUCCUUUACACUGGUGUCUCUCUUUAUGCUAGUACUUUGUCUGUACAUCCACACUGCUGCAUAAUCCAUCAUUUAUGGUUUUUCUAAUAAGGUUUAUGUAUUUAACAGUUGACUUGGUUCCAUUUGGUAUACUGCUUUUUCUUUUUUUUUUUUUUUUUUUUUUAAAUAAAUGUAAAUCCUUCCCAUGUCCUAAAACUCUCUCUACAAGGCUCCAUAUCUAGAAGUGUUGCCAUGCUUUUAUUUUACCCAUUAUAGUUCUUUUAUUAUAUUUUGAUGAUUCUAUUUGUAACUGGUGAGUGGUGCAAGAUGGGUUACUGUUGCAUGCUCAUGUUUAUGUUUUAGUUUGAAGAGCUAAGGGGCCAAAUUGUCAGCAUUUCUAACUCAUGAUAAACCUUAUUGGAUGAUUUACUGGACCCUAGACCAUACAAUUUAACAGGGCCCUGUGGGACUCACCUCUUAUGUUUAUUUUUAUUUUUUUUUCCUCAUUCUUCCUUCUGACAUUUUCUAAGAUGUAUUACUGCCCCAUGCGUUGUUGUUGGAGCUCUGUUCUGUUUCUAAGCUGUGAAAAUUGUAAUAUAUCUGUGUAAAUGUUUCCAUUUUUCACCUAACAGAGACUACGAACGAGAUGCAAAUUACAUUAAGAGUCCAGAAACAUUACGGGUUUUUCAUUUUUCUUUUUUCCCCCUUUCUUAAUUCUACAUCAAGCCAAUAAAAUGAAGUGCUGGAUAUGAGAGGUAUUACCGAUUACUCGGCUGUCACUUAGGCUCUGCUGUUGAUGGUUGCACAUCAUGCAAAUAAGCCAUCAUUUGUUGAAGCAGGUAGAGGCAUGAUUGCUAAACGUCUGUUUAAAAUGAACUGACUCCUCUAAGUUAAGGUGUUAGUCGGUGAGAUGACGCUUUCCACAGCAGCCCAGCUGUCAAGGUUGAAAACGGAGUCCUCUCUAAUGAAUGUUCCAGCGCUGAUUUGGCUCUGCAGAUUGACCUAAAAGCUGAUGUAUUAUGUUUGUUAGAGAAAGCGUGUUGUUCUGAGCCGCUUUAUUCAUGUCCUAAUGAAGAUCAGUGUGUGGACUGGAGAAAGCUGCGCCUAGAAUAGCAUGCUCUUUGCUUUGAUGUGUCUGAUACAUGAUCAUGUACUAGUUCUAAUGUACCUGUUCUGUUUGAAGGGGGCAUGUGUGUGAGACCUGAAUAAUGGGAUGGCGUUGCUGGUUUCCUAAAGCCCAUUCACAGUUUGGGCUUGUCAUGCCAAUUCAUGAGCCCUGCUACAUUUUGUAUCACUGUAUUUGUGCACCACAUUUUUUGUACAUGUGUAAAUAAAUGAGUUACUUGUAUUAUUUUAACUGCA
This is a messenger RNA of Pangasianodon hypophthalmus (striped catfish), 3487 nucleotides long. RefSeq names its product casein kinase 1, delta b (gene csnk1db). NCBI's taxonomy places the organism in Eukaryota, Metazoa, Chordata, Actinopteri, Siluriformes, Pangasiidae. Gene Ontology annotation, biological process: positive regulation of canonical Wnt signaling pathway; spindle assembly; peptidyl-serine phosphorylation. Bases 726 to 1784 code for a protein of 352 amino acids. The transcript is spliced from 11 exons. Gene Ontology annotation, cellular component: spindle microtubule; cytoplasm; nucleus. The record is from RefSeq and is a predicted model, not a curated record. Gene Ontology annotation, molecular function: protein serine/threonine kinase activity; ATP binding.